This is a messenger RNA of Arvicola amphibius (Eurasian water vole), 712 nucleotides long. RefSeq names its product interferon-induced transmembrane protein 1-like. Gene Ontology annotation, biological process: host-mediated suppression of symbiont invasion; response to type II interferon; response to interferon-beta. Gene Ontology annotation, cellular component: plasma membrane. The record is from RefSeq and is a predicted model, not a curated record. Lineage: Eukaryota; Metazoa; Chordata; Mammalia; Rodentia; Cricetidae. The transcript has 3 exons. The coding region runs from base 242 to 577 and encodes 111 amino acids.
UCUCACUGGAAAGAAACGUUCAUCUCUCCUGUCCCCGGAACGUUGCUUUGCUGGUAUUAGAACCUACUUUUUCAGGAUUCCAACCCAGCUCUCUGGGACCUGCCUGGGACUCGAGCAUCAAACUGAGACAGCUGACACUUUUGGUCUUGUGGACAACUACUGGAUCCUUGCCUUUCCAUCAGGAGAAGGCCACUGCCGGACCGCUCGGACCACAGCCUCUCUUAGCCUUCAAAGCCAAGCCAUGCCUAAGGAGCAGCAAGAAAUGCUGAGGGGCCCCCACAUCUCAGCUUCUGCACCAACCACCACGAUCAACAUGCCGGCUGAGAUCUCCACGCCUGAUCACGUGAUCUGGUCCACAUUCAAUGCACUCUUCAUGAACUUCUGCUGCCUGGGUUUCAUAGCAUACGCCUACUCUGUGAAGUCCAGGGACAGGAAGAUGGUAGGUGAUGUCACUGGGUCCCAAACCUAUGCUUCCACUGCCAAGUGCCUGAACAUCUGUGCCCUGGUCUUCAGCAUCAUCAUGAUCAUUGUCAUCAUUGCUCUUUACGCCAACAGACUUGGUUCUGGGAACUUCUAGUCCUGCCUUGGGCUCCUCUGUCUACAGCUGCCCCACACCCUGGUCUUGGUCCUGCCACUUUACCCCACACAUCCAGCAGCUGUUAGCUCGCAUCUGUUCACAGUGGAUUCAAUAAAGUACGCAUAUUGACAACUA